AUGGGGGCCCCGGUAACCCCGACCUGCCUGCUGCUCCUCCUGCACCUCACAGCUGGGACGUCUGCAGAGCCGCACUAUGUGGUGGUGAGCCCAGCCGUGUUCUACCACCCGCACACGGGGACGGUGUCAGUUCAUCUCAGCGACCUCAACGAGACCGUCCGGGUGAGCGUCCGGCUGGAGAGGGGGGAUGGGCUCAGCGCUAUCACCCUGCUGGAGAGAGAGGUCCAGGAGCCCCGUCUGCACGAGAACGUGCGCUUCCAGGUUCCAGCCCCGUCCGGGGGGCAGCAGGAAGUGGCAGAGCUGCACGUCUCGAUCCGGGGAGAUGCCCUGCAGUUCUCUGAGCGGAAGAAAGUGCUGCUGCAGGCGCUGCAGCCCGGGACCUUUGUGCAGACGGACAAGGCCGUCUACAAGCCGGGACAGACAGUGAAGUUUCGAAUCAUCAGUUUGGACAAAGACUUCAUUCCCAGUACCCGGAAGCUGCCCCUGGUGACCGUGCAGGAUCCCAGCGGGAACCGCAUCGCCCAGUGGCGAGAUGUGACUCCGCAGCAGGGCAUCAUGGAUCUGUCCCUCCCGCUCUCUGCAGAGCCAGCCCUGGGGACGUACGCCAUCGAGGCGCAGGGGACGAGGCACUCGUUCAGCGUGGAGGAAUACGUGCUGCCCAAGUUCAAAGUGACCCUGGAGCUGCCCCCCAUGAUGACGGUGCUGGAUGAGACGCUCCUGCUGCGGGUGUGCGGCCGAUACACCUCCGGGAAGCCUGUCCUGGGGAGGGUCCAGGCCAGCCUGUGUUGGGAGAAACAACCAACAUAUCUCUGGUCCCCGUAUGGUUAUUAUCAGGAGUCAGCAACCAUGUCUCUGUGCAAGGAGCUUACUGGCCAGACUAAGAGCAAUGGCUGCUUUUCCAGAAAGGUGGAGAUGGCUCGCGUAGUGCCGACCGACUCUGGCUACGGGAUGAGCCUCCAGGCCAAGGCGUCUCUCGUGGAGGAGGGGACAGGGGUGGAGCUCAGCGGGACCAAGAGCUGCAAGAUCGUGUCUAAAAUCCCUAUAGUGACCUUUGAGGACGCUGACGAUAUCUACAAGGCUGGAAUCCCCUACACUGGCAAGAUGCUCCUGGAGACAGCAGAUGGCUCUGUGCUGAAGAAUGAGAAGCUGCAGCUCUUUGUUAGCUAUGGGGAUAAGAAUAAGAACCAAACUUUCCUGACGGAUGAGUCUGGCAGAGCCUCCUUCGAGCUGGACACCUCCGGCUGGACCGGGACGGUCACUCUGAGGGGGCACUACAAGCAGGUGAACAACAGCGCUGAGCAUGACAGAGUCUAUCCCAGUUACCCAGAUGCCGAUCUUCACCUGACGCCCUUCUACUCCAAGAGCCAGAGUUUCCUGAAGAUCCGCUCGCUGGGAGGGGUGCUGCCCUGCGACCAGGCCCAGCAGCUCCAGGUGGAUUACGUCAUUGCUAGGGAGGCCCUGGGGAACGGGUCCAGGAGCCUGGAUUUCAUCUUCCUGGUCGUGGCCAAGGGAGCCAUUGUCAGGAUCCUCCACAAGGGGCUGAACCUCAGGGAGGGGGCUGGGCUGAAGGGCUCCUUCUCCGUGGAGCUGCCCGUCGGCGCUGACCUGGCGCCUGCUGCCAAGGUGCUGGGUUACACGGUGCUGCCCGAUGGUGAGAUGGCUGCCGACCGCGCCCGGCUGCAUGUGGCCAAGUGCCUCCCGAACAAGGUGAAGCUGGCCUUCUCGCAGGACCGGGCCCUGCCGGGCUCAGAGCUCCAGCUGCGGGUGCAGGCUGCCCCCGGGUCUCUGUGCGCCGUCCGCGCCGUGGAUCAGAGCGUGCUGCUCAUGAAGCCCGAGGCCGAGCUCAGCGUCGACACGGUCUAUAACCUGCUCCCCGAUUUUCACCGAGGAGACUAUCCCGAUGCAGUGCGAGAUCUUGAGUCAUGUGAUCCUCCUCCACACAACAGUAAUUGGUUAAUCAGUGCGGGUAGCGCCGGUGCGGUUCCAUUUCUUCACUGCCGCGUUGGCAGGAGGAGGCGUCGCAGAGGGACUAGCAGCUGGACUCCCCCACUGCCUAAUGUCUACAGCCUGUUUAAGGAUGCGGCUUUGAAAAUUCUCACCAACACCAACACCAAGGAGCCCUGUGAACAUGAACACUUUUUAACAAGUUAUGGUGUCCUAGCCUCGGCUGUCUGGCGGGGCCCCGCAUUGUCCUCACCAGCAAGUGUGGAUAAUGCAGCAGGGACCCCAGUGAGCAACGGCCAGCUAGCGCCAGAAGCUUGCACCCAGGAGGAGCCAGCGCCACGUGCGUACUUCACAGAGACGUGGCUGUGGGACCUGGUCCCUGUGGGCGAGGAGGGCUCCAAGGACAUCCCAGUCUCAGUGCCCGACACCAUCACGGAAUGGAAAGCUGGGAUGUUCUGCACGGCGGAGGUGGGCUUUGGGCUCUCGCCCACAGCCACCUUCACGGCCGUCAAACCCUUCUUUGUGGAGCUGGCCUUGCCAUACUCCGUGAUCCGGGGAGAGACCUUCACCCUAAAGGCCACUGUCUUCAACUACCUGCGGCAGUGCAUCAAGGUGCGAGUGACGCUGGCGGAGUCUGUGCAGUUCCAGGUGCAGGUGGGCGAGGAUGAUGCCUACACCAGCUGCCUCUGUACAGACAAAGGGAAAACCUUCCAGUGGGACGUGACGGUGAGCAGCCUGGGGGAGGUGAACGUCACUGUGAGCACCGAGGCUCUGCGCACCGAGGAGCUGUGCGGCACAGAGCUGGCCAUGGUGCCGGCCCAGGGGCGAGUGGACACCGUGAUAAAGCCCCUGCUGGUCCAGCCGGGGGGGAUCCUGGAGGAGAAGGCGCACAGCUCCCUGCUCUGCCAGGAAGCCUCCGAAGAAAUCUACUUGCAGCUGCCAGCGAACGUCCUGGCGGGGUCCGAGCGGGCCCACGUGACUGUCCUGGGAGACAUAAUGGGCACGGCUCUGCAGAACAUAGAUCACCUGCUGGCCAUGCCCGACGGAUCCGGAGAGGAGAACAUGGUCUGGUUCGCUCCCAACAUCUAUAUCCAGCAGUACCUGGAGAAGAGCGGGCAGCUGAGCCCGGAGAUCAGAGACAAGGCCCAGGGAUUCCUCCAGAGCGGCUACCAGCACGAGCUGCUCUAUAAACACAACGACGGCUCUUACAGCGCCUCUAGGAAGAGAGAUGCCAGGGGCAACACCUGGCUGACGGCCUUCGUUCUCAAGUCCUUUGGCCAGGCCAGACCCUACAUCUCCAUCGACAAGAAGCACCUAGAGGACGCCCUAAGGUGGCUGCAGCGCCGCCAGCGGAAGACCGGCUGCUUCCGCAGUGUGGGGAAGCUGUUGAACAACGCCCUGCAGGGCGGCGUGGUGGACGAGCUCUCUCUCUCGGCUUACAUCACGGUGGUGCUGCUGGAGCUGGGGCAGCCGCUCACGGACCCCAUGGUGACCAGGGCCCUCCAAUGCCUCCGGGAGUCGAGCACCAGCGACCUCUAUACGCAGGCGCUGCUGGCCUACGCCUUCGGGCUGGCGGGGAGCACUGAGCUCCGGGGCACCCUUCUGCAGCGCCUGGCCCAGCACAGCGGCAGCACCGGGGGACAGCUCUACUGGCAGAGGAAGGUGAAGGCGCUGCCCAGCCCCUACAGGAACCAGGCCCUGUCGGCGGAGGUGGAGAUGACAGCUUACGUGCUCCUGGCCUAUCUCUCCCUGCCCAAUGUGUCCGCUGCUGACAUGACUGCCGCUCAGAUCGUCCGCUGGCUCAGCAAGCAGCAGGAACCCUUUGGGGGCUUCGCCUCCACGCAGGACACGGUGGUGGCCCUGCAAGCCCUGGCCAAAUACGCGGCCCUGACGUACAGCGCGAGCAUGGCUGUGUCGGUGACAGUGAGCUCCCAGGCCGGGGCCCGGCAGCAAUUCCACGUGGAGAACGCCAACCGGCUGGUGCUGCAGCGAGCGGCCCUGCAGGAGAUCCCCGGGCAGUACACGGUGCGGGCCAGCGGCAAGGGCUGUGUCUUUGUGCAGCUGACUCUGCGCUACAACGUGCCGCCCCCAAAGAGCGCCGCGACCUUUGACCUGCGGGUGGAGACGGAGCCAAAGGAGUGCACCGAGAGCGCCAGAUCCCGCUUCAGCCUCGUGCUGCAUGCCCGGUACAGCGGGGAGCGCCCAGCCUCCAACAUGGCCAUCAUCGAGGCCAAGCUGCCGUCCGGCUACACCCCCGUCAAGAGCUCCCUGCGGCAGCUGGAGAAGCAGCGUUUGGUGAAGUGGCUGAAGGUGCAGAACGACCAGGUGACGCUCUAUCUGGACCAGCUGACGAAGGAGGCGGCGAGUUUCACCUUCUCCCUGGAGCAGGAUUUCCCCGUGAAGAAUCUCAGAGCAGCCCCAGUGAGACUGUACGAUUACUACGAGACGGGUGAACACACAGCGGCUGAGUACAGCGCCCCCUGCGGCUCAGCCCCUGACGCCGACACGAUGGAAAAUUCCCGCUGA
Emys orbicularis (European pond turtle) is the source of this 4470-nucleotide messenger RNA. RefSeq names its product alpha-2-macroglobulin-like protein 1. The coding region runs from base 1 to 4470 and encodes 1489 amino acids. Gene Ontology annotation, cellular component: extracellular region. NCBI's taxonomy places the organism in Eukaryota, Metazoa, Chordata, Testudines, Emydidae. Gene Ontology annotation, molecular function: endopeptidase inhibitor activity. The transcript is spliced from 36 exons. The record is from RefSeq and is a predicted model, not a curated record.